AUGCUGCUGCUGCUGCUGCUGCAGGUCUCAGCCAGCUGCCUCUGGCUGGGACAGGGCGAGGUGGUGACAUCCUUUGAAAGGUCAUGCCCUCAGUUUUUCUUCCGGGAAACGCCCCCAAAUGAGGCCCUGGAGCCGGAGAGCCCCGUGUGGAUCUGCCAGAGCUACAAGAACCAGCACUACUUUGCCACCCUGUACGACCAGGAGAGACGCAUCCCCGUCUACUCUGCCUACCUCUACCAGCCUGGACCUGGCAAGAGACCUAAGACGUGGCUGGUCGAGCCCCAGCUGAUGGGUUCAACUUACCCCAAAACUAUGGAAAGAGAGUGGACCCUCUUAAAGUAUUUCAACGUCAGCUUAGAGCAACUCAGCAAGAGCCAGGCCAUCCUCCAAGACUACAAGAACCUGACAGGUUUGAACCGUGGCCAUUUGAACCCCAGUGGCCACCACCACAACGCCAGCAGCAGGACGGCCACCUUCACCCUCACCAACAUAGUGCCCCAGGAUGCAAAACUCAACGGCGGCGCCUGGAACAACUACGAGCAGCAGACGAUGAUGAGGAAGACCCAGGGCUGUAACACCACCUACGUGGUCGUGGGGGCCGUGCCUGGGAGCAGCUCCAUCGCCAAGGGGAGGGUUAACAGACCCAGCCACCUCUGGUCCAGUGCCUGCUGCGAGGUGGACACCAAGCACAGGAAGGCUUGGGGGGUGAUCGCUGAGAAUGACAGGAACGAGGUGGAGCUGCUCACGCUGGGGGAGCUGGAGGAGGUGCUGAGCCAGCUCUACGGGAGGGAGAAGGUCUCUCUGUUUGACAGUGACUGUCCCCGGGACUAA
This is a messenger RNA of Merops nubicus (carmine bee-eater), 831 nucleotides long. Its product is annotated as endonuclease domain-containing 1 protein-like. The transcript is spliced from 2 exons. The record is from RefSeq and is a predicted model, not a curated record. The coding region runs from base 1 to 831 and encodes 276 amino acids. Lineage: Eukaryota; Metazoa; Chordata; Aves; Coraciiformes; Meropidae. Gene Ontology annotation, molecular function: hydrolase activity; nucleic acid binding; metal ion binding.